AAACUAGUGAGGUCACAUUCUUUCCGCAACAACACUUGUACAGGAACUUGGAACACCUUUACAGGUGAGGCAUCCCGGGCUUCCUUGUGGAAACAUGAGCGCUCCUCCACUCAUGAAGAUUGUCUUGUUUCUUAUCGGGGCUUUGUACUCUCCUACAGGCACCACCCAAUCCCCCAGCCCUGUUAACGUCAGCUUCUCUUCGGUGAACCUGAGAAACGUUCUCCAGUGGCUCCCUGGAAACACGACGCUGGAUGGCACUCGCUUCAUCGUGCAGUAUGCCUUGUACGGAGACAGCAAAGGGAGUAGGGUCAACUGGAGGCCCGUGGAAAAGUGCAAGGGAAAAACGGAGACACACUGCGACUUGACGCGCGAAACGUGGGAUGAGAAGAACAACUACUAUGGAAGAGUACGCUCGGUUGUGGGCUCCAGGGUCUUCUCCAAGUGGGCUGUGACUCAAAGGAGAUUCAAUCCGAAGUCUGACACGACAUUUGGACCGCCUCUGCUGUCAGUGGAGGUUGAGGACAACAAGGCCAUCAUCCAUCUGAAAGGUCCAAUCAGAUACCAGACAGAUGACCAUGCUCCGCCCAUUUACAUGGCAACACUGUACCCCAGGAUGACUUAUAACCUCUCGGUGCACAACAGCCGUCAUGACCAGGUGCAUCACUUCCCAGUCAUAUCCACCCCGUACACAUACCGGAUGAUGGAUUACGACGCCGAAUACUGCUUCUCCGCCGAAGCCAGAAGCGCCCUGCGCUUUCAGUGCCAGCCAUCUGAGCGUUACUGCCUAACCAGCAGCAAAGAUCCCAGAUCAAACCAGCUGCAGAGGGUGGUUGUGGGUAUUGUGGUUCUGUCGGUGUGCAUCUGUAUUCCUCUCGUGGUGGGUUACUUUCUCUACCACUACCUGACAGGCAAAGAACAGAAGACACCCUUCAUUCUGGAUCAACCUUGGCUUUCAAUUCGACCCCAGACCCUCCUGCCCGACAGGUUCUACCCUAUCCUCAUCCCCAUUGUCACAAGCGAUCUUUUGUCCGACACAUCAAAAGGUGUUGUCAGGUCCGUGGAUGUUCCUGCUCGCCAUACCGUCUCCGAGUGCUACAUCCCGCAGGAGUGCACACAAACUGUGUUAGAAAAAAGUGUGCAGACCCAAACGCCAUCGUUUUCUCCUGUGCCCGAUGUGAACAUUGUGGAGGAGGGAGACUUUUCAAGGUCUUAUGUGACCAAUAGCCCUCCAAACGUCGAGACACCCUCCGAGGGUUUGAUGGAGCAAGACGUGGAAACAAACAGGACCCUUGUCGAAGAUGUUCCAAGAGAACCCUUCCUUCCUUGCUCCUACUGUGCACCCUCAAACGUCUCAACCGAAGACUAUGCUGUCCUCUCGGUGAUGGCAGUGGACGAAGAUGAAGAGGACGUGUCUCUCCACAUCAACUGGGACCCUCAGUUGAGAAAACUGUUGUUGCCAGGGACAGAUAACAAACAGGAGGAAGAGGAGGAGCUGCGGUUGGACAACGUGCUCCUUCGACAGGUGUCCGAGGAAGAGGAGGAGCUGCGGUUGGACAACGUGCUCCUUCGACAGGUGUCCGAGGAAGAGGAGGAGCUGCGGUUGGACAACGUGCUCCUUCGACAGGUGUCCGAGGAAGAGGCGGGGCCACAGCAGGCGGACGAUCCAGGCUUGUGUCUGGAGGAUAUUGUCAGCAAAUGGAAUUUGGUUAUCUCCAUGGAGGACUGCAGCGGCGUUCCACUCGCAGUAGCCACUCGCCGUAGCCACCUGUCGCUUCCCCGCUGGCUUCGGGGACACAUGGCCUGGACACCCGCCACCAAAUCCUCCAUGCGCCCUCCCAUGAGUUGAGAUAUUGUUCUUGUUUGGGGACUCUGGGACGUCUGGAAUCCGUUUCUGGAAGGGGUGGAGGGUGUAGUGUGGGUACUGUCAUGACCUGAUAUGGCCAGGUCAGACUUUGUACAUUGUUUUUCCGCUGUUUAGGGUUUAUUUCUAUUAAAGCGCUCCGUCCCUCCUUUUGUUAACCUGCCACUUCUUGCUCUGAGCGCUGAUUGAGCACACCUGCCUCUGUUUAGUGAUCACGAUGCUCACCUGCUUCUGGUCACUAAUCAGAGAGGUUUAUAUGCCAGCCUCACCGGUCAGUCAGGGCUGAAACAUUCAUGUGGAUUUGUAACUCUCCCUUUGUUUCAUGUUUGCUUCAAUUAUGCUUUGCAAAGGACAUUAUAUUUUUGCUUCAUGUUUCAUGUGUGCUUCCCUGUGGCUUUUGGGAAUUAAAGAAUGUUCUUACUUGCAAAUUGUCGCCUGUUUCCGCAUCUUGGGGUCACAACUAUCGCAACUAUGCUAACUAACUCCAUAUAUGUUGCCACACGUAUGUAAGAUGGAGCUGCACAAAUGCCAGUUUGCACGCCCUUUCUAGACAUACUAAACAAAUACGUAAAACACGGCUGCAGAACAAUUUCAUUCUUGAUCAAUCACAUUCCAUCCAUUUUCUACCGCUUGUCCUUUUCGGGGUCGCAAGGGGUGCUGGAGCCUAUCUCAGCUGCAUUCGGGCGGUAGGCGGGGUACACCGUGGACAAGUCGCCACCUCAUCACAGGGCCAACACAGAUAGACAGACAACAUUCAUACUCACAUUAUCAAUUACAUUGUGUGUGCUAAAUCAUAAUAUUUGCAUCUCUUCCCGACAUUGUGGGCAUUCUGAUAUAGUUUGCAUAUUUAUGAAUAUGUCAUGCUAAAUGCGUUGGGUUCCAUAUUCGUCUCACUUAGGAGAGGCAAGUAUAUUAACACAGGCAAGCCUUUAGUAGAUCAGGCCCUAAAUUCUAUUGUGAAUAAAGACAUUUUCUUUUUUCUGCAGUCACAUCAAUACCGUAUCGGGAUAUGGAUUUUUGCAAAACUUCUGUAUCGCAAAACUCUUGUAACGGUUGAUUAUGUCGAUUAAGGAUGUGAAUCUUGCAACAACUCACGAUUUAAUUGGAUUACAUUUUUUUGGAUGAGGCUACGAUUCAGAAUCCAUUCCCCAUUCAACACAAGUCUGGCAAUUUAUGAUUUGGUAUAUAGAUGAUAAUAAAACAUUUUCAAAACAGGUUGCAUGUUAAAAUAAUUUAUUUUGUCUAUUGAUGUAUAUCAGGGGUGGGCAAUUAAUUUUCACCAGGGGCCGCAUAAGCAACCCGAGCACUGCUGGAGGGCCACACGACAAUAUUUCAAUUAAAUUUUGCUCAAUAUUAUUUUUGAUAUACCGUAAGAUAAAUAAUAAUGAUGAUAAUAAUAAUAAUAAUUAAUAAUAAUAAUUUAAUUUAACCUAACUUAACUUUAUACAAAAGCAGAUUGCUUUUGAUGGUCACUUUAUCCUGCAUUAUCCAACAUUUUUCCCCAUCAGAUUUGGACAACCAUCUGUUGUUAAAAAUAGUUUUUAAUCAUAUUUAUUUUAUAUUGUUUUUUAUAUUGGUUUUAUAUGUAAUUGUUUUUUCUUUUUAUUCAGUCAUUGGU
Messenger RNA from Entelurus aequoreus (snake pipefish), 3479 nucleotides. It is a transcript of the gene il20ra, whose product is annotated as interleukin 20 receptor, alpha. The record is from RefSeq and is a predicted model, not a curated record. Gene Ontology annotation, molecular function: protein binding. Bases 95 to 1846 code for a protein of 583 amino acids. NCBI's taxonomy places the organism in Eukaryota, Metazoa, Chordata, Actinopteri, Syngnathiformes, Syngnathidae. The transcript is spliced from 9 exons.